Messenger RNA from Verticillium nonalfalfae, 399 nucleotides. RefSeq names its product acetate non-utilizing protein 9 (gene ACN9). The transcript has 3 exons. Lineage: Eukaryota; Fungi; Ascomycota; Sordariomycetes; Glomerellales; Plectosphaerellaceae. The record is from RefSeq and is a predicted model, not a curated record. Gene Ontology annotation, biological process: mitochondrial respiratory chain complex II assembly; succinate metabolic process. Gene Ontology annotation, cellular component: mitochondrion; mitochondrial intermembrane space. Bases 1 to 399 code for a protein of 132 amino acids.
AUGCGCCCCUCAGUCCGUCGCCUGGCCGAGGCUACCAACCCCAGCCGCACCCUCGGCCGUCACGCCCCCAUGCCACUCCUGCCGCCUAUCCCUCUGUAUCGUCGCCUGCUCCGCGCCCAUCGCAAGUUUCUGCCCGCCGAGAUGCGCCUCCUCGGAGACGAGUACAUCAAGUCUGAGUUCAGGGCGCACCGAGAGGUUGAAAAUCCCGCCCACCUGAUUGGGUUCCUCUCAGAGUGGCAGCUGUACGCGCAACAGAUUGAGGGCGAAUCCUGGGUCGGAGAGAAGAUUGCGCCGGGCAAAUUCGAGAAGCUGAGUGACGACCAGGUCGGCCAGCUGUAUGAGCUCAUGAUGGCCAUCAAGAAGCGACACCAAGAAGGUGGCGGCGAGUCAGAGGCGUGA